Homarus americanus (American lobster) is the source of this 1443-nucleotide messenger RNA. Its product is annotated as cell wall protein DAN4-like. NCBI's taxonomy places the organism in Eukaryota, Metazoa, Arthropoda, Malacostraca, Decapoda, Nephropidae. The transcript is spliced from 3 exons. The coding region runs from base 79 to 1356 and encodes 425 amino acids. The record is from RefSeq and is a predicted model, not a curated record.
UUGACGACGGUUUAGGAAGCAGCUGGUACUGCUGACUGUGACGCUCACCUAACACAGGCGCUGUCGCUCAUACUCGCCAUGGUGUUGUUCAAGGGCGUAGUGGCCUGGGUGACGCUGACGGCACACCUUACUGUGGCACAGAACCUCACACCCACCACCACGCUCACUAACCACCAGAUCUUUGUGUUGGACCCCACACACAUCUUGAACAUCACUUCAGCUCCGCCCUAUGUUCUACUGCUUCGGAUACCCCCGCCUACCCAUCACAUCUCUCCUGACAUACCCCAGCCUUCUACUGCCAGGAGUUCCCCAACCACACCUACCCCUGCCACCACGACAGCUUCAACCCACGUCAAUCAUGAUCCCGCAACCACCACUCUACCUUCCUCUACCACAACUGCAGUUACUUAUAUUAUAAAUCUUCCUUCCACCAUCAGGGGUCAAGUUAAGAAUAGUAGCGAACACUCUCCUCGUGUCAACAGUCCGCCGCCCACCACCACCACUCACCGAGCCAUCAGCACCUCGUCAUCUUCAGGCACGCCAUCUUUUGGUGGUGUCAGUCAUUCGUUACGCAAAAUUCGACCAGCUCUACCUAUCAAUCAGCGCUUGUUAUCUUUUCCGAGAGAACCCAUUCCACUCACCCGGCUGCCACCUAGACGAGGAUCAGAAGCUGUCACUCAGCCCACAUCUAAUGGGACUCCCUUAACUCUCUCACGCACCGCUCAAGGAUCUUCCCUCACUCUCCAUAGCACUGCUCCCAAGUACACAAGGAUAACUACACAACUCUCCAACAGAAUUAAGAAAGCGGUCCCCGCAGGAACUAAGAAGUAUAAAUCAAACAAAUACAGCGGCAGCAAAACAGGAGCGUGGAGGUGGACGAUGCCGGGAGCUGAGGAAGUCGUUGCACGUCGCCUCGCUACCCUUACCCGUGUGAAGGCUUCAAGACCGCGAUACAGACUGACAUCGAACACGGAUUCCCCCUCGACAACUACAACCACAUCUAUACCAGUUGCAGUGUCUGCCCGAAACCCCUGGGAAAUUGCUACAACAACUGCAAAGUCUGCAGCUUCUCACGCUGCCCCGAAACUUGAUGACAAUGUAACCACCCUGGGACUGGAUGUCAGGAUAGUCAGCCCGAUAUUGGAUGACAGGAUAGCCGCCCCGAAAUUGGACGGCAGGAUAGCCACUCCAAGACUGGAUGGCAGAAAAGUCACCCCAAGGCUGGACAAGACAUCCGCCUCAAAUCUGGAUGACAGUAUAGCCGCGAUGUUCAGAAGAAUCACUCUUGCAGCAAUGAGGGAAGUAAAAGCAGCUGCAGAGUUCUCCAUAAAGAGUAGCCGAGGGACGGGAGUGUAGCCAGGGUAAUGGUGACAUAAGAACAUACGAAUAGAGGAAACUGCAGCGGGCCUGUUGGCCCAUACUGGGCAAUCUCAUUUACACGCA